UUUUCAAUGCAUCCAUAGCCUGCUCGACUAUCGAUGUAUCGAUACUUUUAACCAUCCCUACUGUGAACAGAACGAUUGUUGAAAUGAAAACAACUGAAAUAAGAUGAGUUAAAUUAAAUUAAAGCUACAGUACCACGGAUUACGAAAAAGAACGCAUAGUUCAAGUUAAUGACAUUACGGUGCGAUCGGAAGUGGCAGAUAUACGCUGGUCCCAGCUAUGUGGAAAAUUCCCGGUCAAUGUCGGUAGUUAAGUUAACGCUGCGCCGCCACAGAACAUCCUUUUAACCCACUGAGAGAAAAGGCGUCUGGAUGCACCGCAGCACGGCGAUUAAAUGGAAUUACAAAUCGAAGGGUUAAGGUUUGUGCGAAAAGCAAAAUAAGGAGCGGAAAAAAACUCGCACACACGUACGUUGCGUAUUGCUUCGGUGCGCGUGUGUGUGUGUGUUUAGCAGUGCGUGCUUGUGUGUGCGGACGGCGGCUGCAUGGGUGUGUGUGUAUAAUCAUGUGAAAAAUCGAUUGGCAGCGCAGAAGCAGCGCGGCGGCGGCGCCAAUUGUCACUGACUCGCAAGAAGAAGCACGCUUUUAUGAAAACGCACGAAAAAUUUUAAUGGCAAAAUACGAACGGUAAUAAAGCGCAUACUUUUAAAAAUGGAGAAGAAGAAUACCACACACAGCCAAAAAGGGAACGAAAGAAAUGCCCGAGGACCACAAUAACAAUAGCGGAGCGAUCGCCGCAAAAAUAGAGUGCGAGAGAGAAACGGCGCCAGCACACACAUAUUCUUUAUAUAACUACUAGUAAGCAAAAAGCGAAACAAAACAAACACAAAGAGGAAUCGCCAAGGAGCAGCGGACGAAAAAAAGAGCGGGAGACGGCCCAGAGCGUACGAAAGAGAGGGGGCGAGCUAGAGCGCGGCCCCUAGAUGUUAUCGAAACAAUCGGAAGGACUGCGCUCAUCCUUUCGAUAACCAACCCGUCUAUAUACAUAUAUAUAUAUAUAUCUAUAUAUAUACAUAAUAAACAGUACACUUUUGGAGCCCCGAUAGACGACAAUUUCGAUUGUUGUUGCCCCCGGCUUUUGACCAAGAAUGGAACCAGAUCCCAAUGGGAUAAAAAUAGAGCCCUCACUUGAUCAGCAGCAGUACGCCACCCAUGUGCUGGCCAUCAAUGGCUCCAAUGCCCGCCUGCUCAUCGAGCAUCCCUCAGCUUUGUUGGUACCACUCUCCUCGCAUCACCAGCUGCAAUUGCAGCAGCAGCAACAACAGCAGCAGCAGCAGCACGUGCAGCAGCAACAUCAACAACAGCAGCAUCAGCAACAACAGCAACAGUUCCAGCAGCAACAGCAACAUCUUCACCAGCAGCAACAGGAUCAACUGCAGUUCCAGCAACAGCAUCUCCAGCUUUAUUCACACGCACCACUGAAGCAACAGCAAUUGCAGCAGCAGCAAUCGCAACAGCAGCAGCAAUCCCAACAGCCACCCACUCCAUUGGGACCCACCAGCAGUGCCAGUUCCGCAUCCAUAACAGGUGCCUCCACCACUGGCCACCAGCAGAGGUGGAACGAGAGCUCUGAGGCACGCCAGCGCCGUCUGGCCAGAAAUGCUGAAAGGAUGCGGGAACGCCGGCAGCGCGAGAGCGAGGAGGAGUAUCGCAAGCGACUACUCCGAAAUGCAGAAGCCAAUCGCCAGAGACGCCAGAAUGAAUCCGACAUAGAGCGAGCCAUGCGGCUAGUGAGGAAUGCGGCCAGGCAACGGCUACGCCGGGCCAUGGAGUCGCCGGACCAGAGGGCCAAACGCUUGGCCAAAUUGGCCGAAAGGAUGCGCAUGUAUCGCGCCAGCGAGACGAACGAUCAGCGGAAGCUCCGGCUGGCGGAAAUGGCGGCAAGGGCGCGCCAAAGGAUCGCCAAUGAGUCACCGGAGGAGCGGAAGGAAAGACUGAGAAAGCUGAACGAUUAUGCCAAAAAGGUCAGAGAAAAGAAGAAGGUACUGAAGCAUGUUGUGGUGCACGGUGGUUCGUCGUCGGUGGUCGUCUCAACGCCGACAUCCUCCUCGUCGUCAACGGACCAGCAGCACCACCACCAGCAGCAGCAGCAGCAACAGCAGCAACAACAGCAGCAGCAACAACAGCAGCAGGUGCUGGCUGUUGCAGCAGCAGCCGCAGCAGCGGCGGCAGCCAAUUGUACUAACGAACACACUAUCAAUCUAAACCAGGCGACCACCACAGCGACGACGACGACAACGGACGAGGCAGGCACCCCGCAGCCCGCGGAGGAUCAGCAGCAUCUGGUGACAGCAGCCGCCUAUCAGCAACACCAGGCCCUGGCCGGAGUGGAGUAUAUGGGACAGGGCAUGUUUCUGGCGCCCGGCUCCCUGCGUCCACCCAUGCAACUGAAGCAGGAGCCACAGACGCCGCAGCAGCAGCAGAUCACACAGCAGCAGCUGCAGCAGCAGCAUCAGCGAUACACCAUCACCGGGCAGCAGCAGCAACAGGUUACGGCUGCUCUACUCGAGGGCACCGAGCCGGGCAGCAUCUUUGUGCAGCAGAUCUAUGGCGAUGAGGGUGGCAAGGGCACCGCAAAGCUGCUCCAGGCCCAUGUGCCGCACUUCAGCAUCGCCGGUGGCCAGCUGGAACUCUACCCGCACAAAUAUGCCGCCAAGAAGCAGGAACUUCAGUCGGACAACGAUGCUCCGGUGUCAGCGGGCGGCAAUGAUAACAGCGGGUCUGUUAGCCUCGGCCACAACGAGACCAAGGUGAUCGUGACGACGGCCAGCGGGGAGCAGAAGCUGCUCAAGGCGACGCCCGGCCAGGCGCAGCAGCUGUAUAACCAAUUCCCCUACCUGGCCACCUUCCCUAACACCACCAGCAGCGGCAACAGCACCACCAAUGUCGGCCACGUGGGCGUGGUGACGGCGGGUACAACAACGGGCGCCGGCGGCACAACCACCACAGCCUACUAUCCAAUGUACCACAAUGGCUUCCAGAUUGGCAUCGGGCCGAAUGCAGUGCCGCCGCCGUUUACACCCGUCAACUUUGCCAACGCCAGUGGUGGCAAUAGUCCCGGCCAGUACAACAUACUGGCGGCGAAUCCCACGCUAACGGUCACUGGAUUGGGACAGCAGGAGCAACAGCAGACAGGGGCAUCGUCCGCGGCGGCGCCACAGAUUGUGACCACACCUGUGGGCAGGGGCAGGCCGCGAAAGAAUCCGCUGCCCAGCGAGGAGCAGCUUAAGGUGAACAGCCUGCUGGAGCAGGAGCUCAAUCAGAUGCUGUCCGCACCGCAGCUGGCCACCAGUACGCCGCGUCGCGGCAGGCCACUGUCGCAGACAUCCCAGCAUCAUCAUCAGGAGCUCAGCCAGAUUCAUGUACAUUCCACGGCCGAUGGCGACAGUCGAACGCCAGUGUUGACGCCGCGACGCAGCGGUGCUAACAAAUACGAGACGGAGGAGGAAAAGCGAAUACGUCUGGACAAGAUGGCCGCACACCAGCGAGCGGUGCGUGCCAAUGAGACGCCCGAGCAGCGAGCCACGCGUCUACAGAAGCUGAGCGAACGGGCACGGCUGAAGCGGGCCCAGAUCCGAGCCACCGAGAAUACGGACGAGCGCAAGGAGCGCCUGUCCAAGCAGGCGGAAUAUGCGCGAAUGCGACGCAUGCGCAGCCACACGCCGCGCAGCAGCAGCGCCACCAGCAACGAGUUCCGUGCCAAAACCGAGGAAGAAGAUGAGUGCCAGGACGACGACACCAGUGCCGAGCAUCAUAUGUACGAGAGUGAAGCUGUUUCGGUUACGGGCACGGGCAGCGAUGGUGGCUUCGUUUCGGUGGUGAAGGCCGACAACGACGACUCACCAUUGGGCGGUGGCGAUGGCUCCAACGAUCACGAACAGUUGCCGGCGCUGCAAUUGCAGCAGCACGAGCUGCAGCAGAUUGCCGGCAGCCUGCAGCAGCAACAGUUGGUGCAGCAUCCGCAUCACGAGGCGAUUGUGUUGAACCAGCAGCACCGCCUGGUGACCAUCAGUCAGCACCAGCAGCAGCAGCUCCAUCAGCAGCAGCCGCAUCCUGGCUUCAGCAAACUGCAGACGGUCAAGGAUUAUGCCAACGCAUCCGGCGGUGGAGGCGGAGGAGGAGCUGCUGGUUCUGGCGGAGGCAGUGGAACGGGAGCACCCGAAAACAAUGACAUGCUAAAGAUACUCGAGCCAAUCAUUGUGAUGAAGACCAAAUGAGGUUCGCGGAGGCGUCACAGUCGCAGCACCAAUCGCUAGAGGGGAUAUGUAUGGAUGACGUGCUAGCCAGGCCUCCAUUCCCGCCGGGAAAUCAGGCGUUGGACGCACAAACGAUGGAGAUAUCUGCGAACAGUAGGGAUUGUCUAUAGUUAUCAAUAAGAGUAUUUUUUUUUUUAAUCUGUUUUUUAAAGUGUUAAUGUACUUCAAUGGUAGAUUUUGUAAAAAGUCAGAGUAAGCGGAGAUCAAGGAUCAAGUGCAAUACGGAUGCCUGGCAGGCACAAAAGUCCCCCGGAAACCCGGAAAGGAAUCUGAAAUGAAACACUGUGACGCCCCGAAAGCCACUGAAAAUCGAAGUAAUGCAGCUAAAAUAAAAAGAUAAAACUACGAUCGAUGGAGGAGAUCCAACUAAACCUAAUCCAGAAUAUGUAGCGCGUAAACAGAGCACUAAGUAGUUGUAUGUAUUAACUAUUAAUUUUUUAAAUUAGCAAAAAAAAAAAACAAAAAAAAAAACAAAAUAACAAAUAAAUCUAAUAAGAUCAAAACAAAA
Messenger RNA from Drosophila simulans, 4761 nucleotides. RefSeq names its product basic-leucine zipper transcription factor A. The transcript is spliced from 2 exons. The coding region runs from base 1086 to 4214 and encodes 1042 amino acids. The record is from RefSeq and is a predicted model, not a curated record. NCBI's taxonomy places the organism in Eukaryota, Metazoa, Arthropoda, Insecta, Diptera, Drosophilidae.